Octopus bimaculoides (California two-spot octopus) is the source of this 1691-nucleotide messenger RNA. RefSeq lists its product as uncharacterized. The record is from RefSeq and is a predicted model, not a curated record. NCBI's taxonomy places the organism in Eukaryota, Metazoa, Mollusca, Cephalopoda, Octopoda, Octopodidae.
AUGAAAACAGAACUUUAUCUACUCCCGGUUGAUGGCGUUUUGAUGAGAUCCUGUGAGCAAGAAUUACAAGAAUUGGUUCAACAUAUCGAUAUUCUUGUCAAGAACCGCGAGACCGACUUGAAACAACAAGUUAAGAAAGUUUAUAAACAUUUUGAGAAAAAGACGAAGGAAUGUCAGCAACAGAAAAUAACUCUUGAAGAGAAUUCCAAAAAGAUCCUGGCACUGCAGUCUCAGGUUGAUUGGCUCACAGCAGAGAAACAGAAAGCAGAAGAGAUACACGAGACGCAAGUGACAAAUCUCAAGUCAAAGGCAGCUCUUCUAAGAACCGAACAUGAGCGGCUGCACAAGACAUUCUUGCGCAAGAUGCACAACAUGGAGAAACGCAGCAAAUCUGCUGAUGGACAUGACGACAAUAAAAACCAGCAAAUCCAGCAGCUUACAGAAAAGCUAAAGGAAUGUGAGAAUCAAUUGAAAGCUGUUCAAGAGGAAAAAGACAUCCUCCAGGGAAAGUUUGAAUCCAUGGAAUCUGAAUGCAAAGUUUUACAAAGGAAACGAGAGAAUUUGGAAGCUGCAAACGAGAGUCUCACAAUGAAUCUUGAAGAAUCUGAAAAACAGCGACAGGAAGGCGAACACGAAAUCUAUAAAUUCCGACUUUUGGUUAAGCAGCAGAAUGACGACCUGGUUGACUAUGGUAAAUCUGAUGACCUCCUCAAGAGAGCUGUAAUUACAUUGAGGACCGAUCUGCAAACAAAAAUAGCCACCAUCACCAACCUGCAGUCCGAACUCGAACAGUACAAAGAAGAUCAAGCACAUCGAAUGAAGAAUGACUACGAGAUGCUGGAAACUCUACAGAAUGAGAACCAGCAACUUCAUCAAGAUCUGGUCAAGCAUAAAGAAUAUAUGAAAGAGUAUUCUAGUCUGAAAGAACAGUUAGAGUUAUUAAAGGCCGAGAAAGUUGUUUUGGGGAAAAUAAUCUCGGAUCAAACCGAGAAACUGAAGAACCACAAAACGAAAAUGCAGUUGAAGAUUGAUGAAGUGGAAGAGAAUUUUGAUGAGGUUUGGAUGGCACAAGCCAGGAACGUUGACGAGGAAACAGCAAAAUUAGAAUUACAACUGAUAAAUCAGCAACAAAACAGACAAGAAAAGGAAGAAUUUUACGAAGAAACGGAAGACAAAGAAGAACAAGAUUAUGAUGAUGAUGAAGAAGAAGUGGAAAUUGAAGAAGUAGAAGAAGAAGUAGAAGAAGAGACAGACAAAGAACAUGACAAAGAAGUAGGAGUAGAAGAGAUGGAGAAGGAGAACAAAAGAGUUGAUGUCGACCAUCGGUUAAGUAAAGAAGUUGGGGACAGAGUCCACCAAUCACUCUCAGCUCUAAACAGUGCCCUAAACUCAACUAGUCAAACAAAUCUUCAGCAUGUGAUUGAUGCGAUAGGCAUUGAGCCUAAACCGAAUGACAGUGUGUUCUGUGUAUCACAGAGCCAGAUAAAGGACUUCCUACACAAAGAGCAAAUAUAUCGCAAAGACUGGGAAGACAAUUUCUCCAAAGAACUCCACCGAAUUUGGCACAACACCGAAGGAGUCAUACAACGAUACAUCAAUAGCCUUGAUUAAAUUGGACAUUUCUUAUCAACUGACUGCAGAUGAGACGGAAAAAAUUACCAGAGAAGAACGAGAGAGACGAAGAAAGAUUC